CCUCCCGUGGUAUCCUACUGUUAAUUGAAUUGUCUCAUUAGACUGACCUCACACUUGGACUCUGAAAUAAGUACAGUGACUGGCUUUUCACAGACUGAUGGCUGAUCGAGUGCUUGUGAUUGGCAGUGGAGGCAGAGAGCACGCUCUGGCCUGGAAAUUGGCACAAUCUCCACAUGUAAAACAAGUGCUAGUCGCUCCAGGAAAUGCAGGAACAGCUGAUAAUGGAAAGAUUUCAAAUUCAGCUGUGUUAGUCAGCAAUCAUACUAUCCUUGCCCAGUUCUGCAAAGACCAUAACAUUGGACUUGUGGUAGUUGGACCAGAGGCACGCUUGGGAGCUGGAAUUGUGGAUGACUUGAUGUCAGCUGGCGUGAGAUGUUUUGGUCCCUCAGCCAAGGCAGCUCAGCUAGAGACCAGUACAAGCUUUGCCAAAGCCUUUCUGGAUUGUCAUGGGAUCCCAACAGCAAGAUGGAAAGCAUUUGCCAACCGUCAAGAAGCUUGUAGCUUUAUUACCAGCACAGACUUUCCUGCACUGGUUAUAAAGGCUAGUGGCCAAGCUGCUAGAAAAGAAAUAAUUAUUGCAGCCAGCAAAGAGGAAGCCUGCAGAGCUGUGCAAGAGAUUUUGCAGGAUAAAGUGUUUGGAGAGACUGGAGAGACGGUUGUCAUUGAAGAACUUCUUGAAGGGGAAGAGCUAUCUUGCUUGUGCUUCACUGAUGGUGUCACUGUUGCUCCCAUGCCACUAGUCCAGGCCCACAAACAGUUAAUGGAUGGAGACCAGGGUCCAAAUACUGCAGGGAUGGGAGCUUAUUGCCCAGUACCACAGAUUCCUGAAGCUCUUUUAGAGAAAAUUAAAGACUCUAUCCUGCAACACGUUGUUGAUGGUAUGAGACAAGAGGGAACAACAUAUGUAGGUGUGCUGCAAACGGGAUUAGUGCGUACUAAAGAUGAUGUGAAAAUUAUAAACUUUGACUGCCACUUUGGUGACCCGCAGUGCCAGGUAAUUCUUCCACUGCUUAAAAAUGACUUUUAUGAAGUGAUUCAAGCAACAAUUGAUGGCAAACUCUGCAGCUGCAUGCCAGCUUGGUCAGAAAACCGUACUGCUGUGUCUGUGGUUAUGGCAAGUGAAGGGUACCCAGGAGACUAUGUCAAAGGCAUGGAGGUAACAGGACUUCUACAAGCGCAAGAGCUAGAGGUGAAGGUGUUCCAUGCAGGCACAACCAUGAGGGAUGAUAAAGUGGUGACUGACGGUGGCAGAGUCCUUACAGUCACGGCUAUCAAGGAGGAUCUGAUGGCAGCACUGGAAGAAGCCAACAAAGGAGUAGCAGCCAUACGGUUCCAGGGUGCCAUUUACAGAAAGGACAUUGGUUAUCAGGCUAUAGCUUUCCUGCAGCGGUCUGUAGGCCUGAUACAUGGUGACGUACGUGUAGACACUAUAACCAGCAGUGCUUUGAUUAAUCAAUCUGAACCACCAGCUGCAACUGGUAGUAGAUCAGAGUUACCUAAAAGUUGUCCUGGGCAUUUUUUGUACGCAGGCAGCCAUGCAGAGCUGGGAGGCUCUACUGAUUUCUUUGACUUGAAAUCAUCUGGUUAUGAUGAUCCUAUCUUGGUAUCUCGAACUAAAGGCAUUGGAUCUAAAUUGCAGAUUGCACAGAUGUGUAAGAAACAUGACACCAUUGGCCAGGACUUGGUUGCCAUGUGUCUCAAUGACAUCCUGGCUCAGGGAGCAGAGCCCCUCUUCUUCCUUGACUAUUUUGCCUGUGGGAAACUUGAUGCUGAAGUGGCUCAAGCAGUCAUAGCGGGAAUAGCUGAAGCUUGUAAAAAGGCAGGAUGCGCUCUCUUGGGAAGAGAGACUGCUGAAAUGCCAGGCAUGUAUUCACCUGGAGAGUACGACCUCGCUGGCUUUGCAGUUGGUGCAGUGGAACGAGGCCAAAUGUUCCUGCAGCUGGAGAGAGUUGCUGAGGGGGAUGUCGUCAUUGGACUAGCUUCUUCUGGGAUUCACAGCCAUGGCUUUAACCUUGUAAGGAAGAUUCUCUUAAUGUCUUCCCUGCACUACUCGUCUCCAGUACCUGGUGGAUGUGGCGACCAGCCGUUAGGAGAACUAUUGCUAACUCCAACCAAAAUCUACAGCAAGGCUUUGUUGCCUGUCCUUCGUUCAGGGCAUGUGAAGGCCUUUGCCCCUAUCACUGGCGGAGGGUUACUGGAAAGCAUCCCCAGAAUCCUACCUGAAUCAUUUAGUGUAAUUUUGGAUGCUUAUAGUUGGCAGAUACCUGAAAUCUUCUCCUGGCUCCAAACAGAGGGGAACCUCUCAGAAGAGGAGAUGGCCCGAACGUUUAAUUGCGGGAUCGGUGCUGUCUUGAUGGCAGACAAGGAGCUGGCUCAGCAAGUUCUGAAGGAUGUACAGAGGCAUGAGGAAGCCUGGCUGAUUGGAAAUAUAGUCCCAAGCCACACAGGAUCUUCUCAUGUCAAAGUCAAGAACCUCCUUAAAGCCUUGCAGUUAAAUAGAUUCCAGUUUCUGCAGAAUGCUGCUGAUACGGACAGUCACCUGCAUGUCGAGCCCCAAAAAAGCAAAGUGAAAGUAGCUGUUCUCAUUUCUGGAACAGGUACAAACCUUGCGGCACUUAUCACAUAUGCAAAAGAACCAGCAAGCUGUGCACAGAUAGUUCUUGUCAUCUCUAACAAGUCUGGAGACGUGGAAGAAUUGAGAAAUGCAGCCCGGGCUGGGAUUCCCACCAGGGUAGUUGACCAUAAAUUGUAUGGAAGCCGCUCUGAAUUUGACUGCACAAUUGACAGAGUCCUUGAAGAAUUCUCUGUUGAACUGAUCUGUCUCGCAGGAUUUAUGAGAAUUUUGUCCAGUGCUUUUAUCAGAAAGUGGAAUGGUAAAAUUUUGAACAUUUGUCCAUCACUAUUACCUUCAGUCAGAGGGGGAAAUGCCCAUAAGCAGGUGCUACAACCAGGAGUCAAAGUCACUGGCUGUACAGUACAUUUUGUACUUGAGGAAGCGAAUACAGGAGCAAUUAUUCUCCAGGAGCCCAUCUCUGUGAACACAGAUGAUACCGAGGAGACCUUGUUGGAAAGGGUGAAAGAAGCAGAGUGCCGAGUCUUUCCCAUUGCCUUGCAGCUGGUGGCCAGUGGAGUGGUGCGACUAGGAGCAGAUGGUAAAACCUGCUGGAAACAAGGAACCCAAAGCUUGACUCAUCAUGAAAAGCAAGAUUGCAUUUCCUCCACUACUACUGUGAAGCCACAACAGUACAACAGGCUACAGUCAAAUGAAUGAAUGUCCUACUCAUUGCUCACUAGUUUUUCUCUGUCUGUUGUUUCUUCUGUCCUGAUUUCAGGCAGACCAGUUUCAUAUCUUUCAUACACAACCAGGGAUAUAUCUUCCCCAAUCUAAAGUUACAGUUUCUUUGCUAAAUCAGCGUUGGAACCUAAAUUACCACAUGUUGGGUUUGUGCAUGUUCAGCUGUUUGUUAAAGGAAUAUAUAUAUUCAUAAAGCAAAGAACCAAAGAAUUUAAGGUGUGAAAUAACAAUGGUUUAUAAGGGAAAUCUAGAUUAAUUCUGUGAAAUACCAAUUUUGUCAGCAUCUCCUUUUGAUUGUUAAUCUGAUUCCAGAAAACCAUGAGCUUCACAAAUCAACCCUAUAUGAAUUGAAGCAAGGACAGGGAGGCAAGCUACCACUAGGCAUUCUACCACCAAGGGCAGAUCCAGUUAGAUCAAAAUUAGGUCCCUACUUGACAGGAGAGGGAGAUGGAAAAAAAUUAGGCAACUUCUUAGAGGAAAAGUGCUAAUUUUGUAGAAAGAGGUUGGUGUCUCAGUGAGUAUUCACCCCUUUCCAUCGCCAUGGUUGGAGGCUCCUGGGUGUCUCUGUCUUCUCCCUGGUGGGUCUGUAGCUCUGUGUAAUGGGGAGUGAGCCUGGUUGUUAUGGCAGAGAAGGGGGAAAGAAGUGUUAAUUUGAUCCAUGGUGAACUCCAUCUGCCUGCGAAGUCAGAGACAAAAAUUAGCACAACUAGGUUUAGACAUUAGUCACAUUUCUAGAAUUAGGAUCAAAGCCUCCGCUACUAGCAGUUCCUGGGGCCCUGCUCUCACAUAGGUAAAAAUGCAGCCAAAAAGUUGGAAGUGCCCAAUUUUAUGGAAAACAUUGAAUUGUGUUUUCUGCAAAAUUAUCUAUGAACUAAGGUCCUCAUUAAAGGUGGAGCCAGCCGACAAGUAGCAGGCCCAAAAGUCAGCUGUAAAAAGGGUAACUGACUUUGAGGGAAAAUUUUACAAAAUGGAUUACAUUUUUAUCAAGCAACCUUUAUCUUAUUUAAGUUCUCAGGGAGAAGCUAUUUUCCCUAAUCUUUCCUUCUCAUGUUGUAGGAGCAUGUUUUGAAGGUAUGUCAAAGCACAAUCCAAUUUCUUGAGUGGGAAGGGCAUUUCAAAAUAUUUUAAAACAUUACACAGAAGAUUACCAGUAUAUAUUGAAGAAUCUUUUUGGAUCCUGUUAAGGAUAGUGAGAAGGACCAGAAAUACGCAUUUUCCAGGUUUCUGAUAGCAAGGAGAAAGAGGAUGAUUUCUCCUUCAAGUGACUGGGUGCACAUACAUUCCACUGUAAGAGCUUGUCUUUACUACCGGGGUAAGUCGAUCUAAGUUAUGCUACUCCAGCUACGUGAAUAAGGUAGCUGGAGUCAACGUAGUUUAGGUCAACAUACCCCGGUGUCUUCACUGUGCUGCGUCAAUGGGAGACGCUCUCCUGUUGUCUUACCUUAAUCUUCUUGGGGAGAUGGAGUACCGGGGUCGGCCGGAGAGCGCUCUGCAGUCGAUUUAGCGGGUCUUCACUAGACCCACUAAAUCGCCCCCUGCUGCAUCGAUUGCAGCAGUGUCGAUCUCCCUAUAGUGAACACCAGCCCUAAGUGUGUGCAUGCCCAAUGUACUUGAGACAGACUUUUGCCACCCAUUCCAGCAGGCAGUGCACAUAUCCCCCACUAUCCUCCUGCCCUGAGCGGAGGGUAUAAAGGACAUGAUAGCCACCUCCCUCUCCAUUUCUUCUUACCACUCAUGGCGGGAGUCAGAGUUCCCUGUUACCCCUGAUCUUCAGUUAGCCAGCCUUUUAGAGGAAUUCUUGUAUUAUAUAUAUUUAGUGUUAGUAAAUACCAGAUCAAUUAACUGGGCAAAGAUCCCCAGAUUUCAAACAACGUGCCAUGCGCAUGCCCAUGAUCCUGGCUAGUGCCAGACAAAAGUUGUCCUAUCUGCUUAGGCAACAAAUGUGACGCACAAAUGGCUUCUUUGUACCUCCUUCCCAACCAGAACAAAGAAACAAAGGGAUUUCUGCCUUAAAGUAAAUCUUCUGCUAAAGGUGAUGCAUCUCUCAUCAGAGCCCAGCUCUGACCCUGAGAGGACAGAGCGUUCGUCCGUGAGGAGUGCCCCACUGGCAGCCUCUGCUUCCAAGCCAAAAUCUGGUGAGAAACAUUACUCGUCAUUUUCUGUGGCCUCCUCAGACUGUUCAAAAUCCUCCUCUCAUCCUCCGAGACGGACCAACCUUCACAAUCUCAUUCUUCUUCUCACAGAAAGUCUCUGAAAUUUGAAGUCUGGUCAUAAGCACCAACACUCCCCAGCAUCAUUGAUGGCCCUGCUGGUGCCAGAGUCAAAGACCAAUGCCUUCUGCCUACCAGAGAGAUCUUUAAGCCCACUGCUGUUGGGUCUGGCACCCCCAGUGUUAGCAGCUUAGCACUCACCUCUGAUAUUGAUGCUGUCGAUGUUGCAGGCAUUCUUCAACUAUCUUUUUGUCUCUCUCUCUCUCCUGGACUUUCCUUGUUACAUGAGCUGGUGCCGACCUUAGUGCCUUCAGCUUCAUCUGCACUGCCAGCACCAGCAACUUCACUUACCACCAUGGUUGUGGCAGUUCCAUCCACUUUGUCUAUGGGUGCUGCACUGUCAACACUGACUCACCUGUCCUGCAUUCUGACCGCCUUGUCCACCAGCACCGUUGGAUACAUCUUUGAGUGUGCUACCUUUGGGACAACACAGUAUGUUGCUGGUGCUGAGACCUUCCACCGAUGCCUAUGGGGAUCACUCCACCAUUUACUGAAGAGUUUUUUUGUGUUUCCUCCUCUUCAGACUCAACCAUGAGAGACCCAUUCCUCCGGGAAUGUCUUUCAGGACUCCAUACAGACAACGUUGUAGAGAUACCCAAAUUAGAGCAAGAACAUUAUUAUAAAGAUGUCCCAGGAUGGUGCCAUCCACUGUGGGCAGGUCAAAGACUGGAUGGUCCUCCUUGUCUGGCUUCAAGACUAUCUAGGUCUCUAUUGGCCACUCAAUCAAAAGAGAGUCACCUCCUCAUGUACCUUAAUAGUGCCUAGAGACAAUCCUCUUCCAAACCCACAACCAACGGGUCUAUUGGAGCCUACAGAGCCAGAGGAGACUGAGGAUAUUCCUGCCCUCCACCACCCCAGUAUGUCUUCCUUUUCUCCGGAGUCGACAUCACCUCCUCUUGGAGGACUUUCAAGUUUUUCAGGACCUCAUUAGGAGACUGGCCACAUCUCUGGGGCUACAGGCAACACUCAUACAAGACAAUCUGCACAAACUGUUGGAUGUCUCUCAAAUUCCCACUCCACAAAGCAUUGCCCUUUCCACUAAUGAAGCCUUGUUGGAUCACCCAGAGACCCUCUGGCAGACAUCAGCCUCUGUACCUCUCACUGUCAAAUGGGUGGAUGGAUGAUACUAAGUCCCCUAGCCAAAAUUCAAGUAUUUCUUUACACAGUGGCAAACAAGCAUCUGACACAGCCUCACCCUAAGGCUAUCCCCCCAAAAAAUAAGGAAUACGAGACUGGACCUCUAUGAACCUUCAAAUGAGGGUGUCAAAUUAGGCCUUGUUGUCCAAAUACACCUUAUUAACGGGACAGCAAUUUCAAAAUUUGUGAACAAAGUGGCUCAGGAAUACAGGGAACAGUUUUUGGCCAUCAUAUCAGAAGGUUAUCUCACUGCUUGCAUGUCCCUCCAAGGAGCGAUGCAUCACGUUCAGUGGCUAUGUAACCCUUCUGCCAGGUUGAGCCAGCAGCAACCAGGGCUGGGUUCAAUAUCUAGGGAUUCCUUUCCAUUGAUACAACAGAGAACCGGCUUGAUCCCCCAUCCAGUAACCUGGGAAAAUUACACACCACCCCUGGGUGCCUCUGAGAGGCAAUACUUUCCCACUCGCAAGCAUAGAGUCUGAGUGUAGAAAAUAAACUUUUAAUAAAAGGAGGGAAGUAACUGGGUGUUAAUUUGGGGAAAUACCACAAACAGAGUUCAUAAACAUAAACCAUGAGUAAAAGACACCCCCCCAAGAAGGUUCGGCAGUGUCCUUUUCCUCUCAGUUUAAGUCCAACAACCCAUGUGCUCAACCCUUCUCUGCACCCCACUCAUAGUUGCUGUCCUUCAUCAGUGCAGACCCAGAGUUCAGAGGUGCAUCUGCAGAGUUCACUUCCCCCCUGGGUGGGGUAAAGAGGUACCUUACUCGCUCCACUGCUCGGGGACUCGCUUGCUGCCCCUUUCUGCCGGCCACCCUGCUCACUGCUCUCACCAUGCCUCUCCAUCAGCGGCCCUGCUGGCCGCCUGCUCUCGCCACGCCAUCAGCUGCCCAGCUGGCUGCUUGUCGCAGCUCUCCACUGCUGCCCGCCUGCUCACCGCGCCUCUCCACCAGCCGCCCUGCUGGUCAUUCAUCACAUCUCUCCGCCGCACCAGCCACUUGUUCACCAGCUGACUGUCAGUCACCUUCUGCUGCCACCUGCCUCUCUGCUGUGACAUCUGUACAUCAGUUUCAGUAAUUUUCAGCUCUUUGCAGGCCAGGCAGAAACAUUGCCCCAUCUCAAGUGAU
Molecule: messenger RNA, 7823 nt
Organism: Chrysemys picta bellii (western painted turtle)
Lineage: Eukaryota; Metazoa; Chordata; Testudines; Emydidae
Product: trifunctional purine biosynthetic protein adenosine-3-like
Biological process (GO): 'de novo' IMP biosynthetic process; adenine biosynthetic process
Cellular component (GO): cytosol
Molecular function (GO): metal ion binding; phosphoribosylformylglycinamidine cyclo-ligase activity; ATP binding
Source: RefSeq, a predicted model, not a curated record